CAGUAAAAAGGGAGAGCCGGAGACUCAGACGAUGGCAUCCCGCGGCUCCCUAUCCCUCCCGCUCCCGCCUUCAAAAAAUGUGGCCAUCGAGGCCACCGGUCUCCUCCUCCGCCGCCCUUCCAUCGCAGCCGCCCGACCUCUCUUUCCCUCUCUUCACCCCCCUCAGGCCCUCCUCGUCUCAUCUUUUCUACUCCCCACUCUCUCUCAGGUCCAGGCGUCUCCACCUCUUCCGUCCGCAUUCCUCCCUCCAGAAAAGCAAGAAGCAAACCCUUCACAGGGUCUCCAGCGUCCCGCCCAAUCCCAGGAUCGGGAAGGCGCCGGGCGCCGGCGAGGAGGAGAACGAUGGACCUAAGGACGCCGGGGAUGGUGGGUUGGAGGGAGAUGCUGCCCUCAAGGGGACUGUUUUGGCAGGGCUAUUGCUCGUGGGUGUCGUCGGAGGGUUCGGCACCAUCGGCUACAUCUAUCGGGACCAGAUAAAUUCGUUCUUGACGCAGUUUUCUGGGUUCAUUGAAGGUUAUGGACCGGCAGGAUACGCUUUAUUUGUUGCUGUAUAUGCUGGAUUGGAGAUCCUUGCAAUUCCAGCUAUUCCAUUGACGAUGUCUGCGGGACUUCUCUUUGGUGGUGUUACAGGGACCAUCAUAGUCUCCAUCAGUGGAACGGUGGCAGCAGCCGUUGCAUUUCUAAUUGCCAGAUAUUUUGCUCGUGAACGUAUCUUAAAAUUGGUGGAAGGCAACAAGAAAUUUUUAGCAAUAGAUAAAGCAAUUGGAGAGAAUGGUUUCAGAGUGGUCACUCUGUUGCGUCUGAGUCCGUUGCUACCAUUUUCUCUUGGGAACUAUCUCUAUGGUCUUACUUCAGUGAAGUUUGUCCCAUAUGUGCUGGGAAGUUGGCUAGGGAUGCUGCCUGGGACAUGGGCUUAUGUCAGUGCUGGGGCAUUUGGUCGAGCAAUCAUUCAAGAAGAAUCAGAUCUUGGUUUACCAGGAGGAAAUGGGCAAUUGUUGACCCUCGGUCUUGGCCUUCUUGCAACGGCUCUGGCUGCAACAUACGUCACACGUCUUGCCAAGGAAGCUAUUAAGGAUAUUGAGUAGCUGACUGGCAUGAACUACAUUUUUUUGCUGCCACAUAUGGACUAAAGACUGUGUACAUAAUUCCAUUAAAUUCUCCCUUUCACAGUUACGGUAAAAACCAGUGGUCUUCCAUGUUUUAUGAAGGUCAGUGCAAUUGAUUAGUGCUACUGGUUAAUCUUGUAAUCGUCAUGACUUACACGGCCUGUAAUUUAAAGUCACUUUGCAUGAUUGGAGAGAUC
This is a messenger RNA of Nymphaea colorata (pocket water lily), 1303 nucleotides long. RefSeq lists its product as uncharacterized. The transcript is spliced from 7 exons. The record is from RefSeq and is a predicted model, not a curated record. Bases 78 to 1085 code for a protein of 335 amino acids. NCBI's taxonomy places the organism in Eukaryota, Viridiplantae, Streptophyta, Magnoliopsida, Nymphaeales, Nymphaeaceae.